AUGGCUACUAGCGAGGAGCCUUUAGUUAUAUCAAAAGAAAUAGAUUUAAAUAACUUAACUGAUCUUGACAAAAAAUUACUAGACAUCAGAAUUCUUUAUUUUAGAAAAGUUCUGGAUGAAUCUGUUAAUUUAUUAGCACUUGGAUUAAGCUGA
Messenger RNA from Racocetra fulgida, 153 nucleotides. The record is from the annotation of a GenBank genome assembly. NCBI's taxonomy places the organism in Eukaryota, Fungi, Glomeromycota, Glomeromycetes, Diversisporales, Gigasporaceae.